AUGGCCUGUGUUCUCCUCUUCAGGCUUUUGUUACUUUGGGGCCUGGCAACCUUUGCCCAAGGCAAGCGCCUGGGCCCCACAUCUCCCCUCCGCUAUUCCAGGUUCCUGGAUCCUUCCCAUUCUGUUUUUCUGAGCUGGGACUUUGAUUAUGAGACUGAGAUCAUCACAUUUGAGCUCCAAGUUCAAACAACUGGCUGGGUUGGCCUGGGCAUCACAAAUCGCUACACCUUUGUAGGAAGUGAUCUGGUAGUUGGGGGAGUCCUUCCUGAUGGCAAUGUCUACUUCUCGGAUCAGCACCUUCUGGAUGAAGAUACUCUAGAACAGGAUGGGAGCCAGGAUGCUGAACUACUAAAGCUCAUAGAAGAUUCUGUCUCUACCACCAUGCGCUUUUCCAGGCCCUUCAGAUCCUGUGACCCACACGACCAUGACAUUACGAGUGACACCAUGAGGGUCCUGGCUGCCUAUGGCCUAGAUGACAUACCGAAGAUGAAUCGGGAACGUACUUUUGUCAAGUCAAUCUUCUUGCUACAAAUGCUACAAUACGGUGAUGAAGAUGUCCCUGAGGAUACCAUUAUCUAUGAUUUGAAGAUCAGUAAUUUCCUCAUUCCAGAGGAUGACACCACAUAUGCCUGCACCUUUCUCCCGCUCCCUAUUGUCAGCAAGAAGCAUCACAUCUACAAGUUUGAGCCCAUGCUGGUGGAACGCAAUGAGACAAUGGUGCAUCACAUCCUUGUAUAUGCAUGUGGCAAUGCUAGUGUGCUCCCUGCAGGCAUUGGUGAAUGCUACGGGUCAGAUCCUGCCUUCUCCCUCUGUUCCCAUGUCAUCGCCGGAUGGGCUGUUGGGGGCCUUAGUUAUCAGUUUCCAGAUGAUGUAGGCAUCUCUAUUGGAACCCCCUUGGACCCUCAGUGGAUUCGACUGGAGGUUCACUACAGCAAUUUCCAGAACCUUCCUGGUAUAUAUGACACCUCGGGGAUACGGUUGUACUACACCUCACACCUUCGCAAAUAUGACAUGGGAGUCCUCCAGCUGGGCAUCUCGGUUUUCCCUAUUCACUUUAUACCCCCGGGUGCUGAGGCUUUCUUGUCCUAUGGGCUAUGCAAGACAGAGAAGUUUGAAGAGAUGAACGGGGCCCCAGUAUCUGACAUAUAUGUGUAUGGCUACCUGAUCCAUACCCACUUAGCUGGGCGCUCCUUGCAAGCUGUGCAAUACAGAAAUGGAACCCAACUCCAAGUAAUAUGCAAAGAUUACUCUUAUGACUUCAAUCUGCAAGAGACUCGAGACUUACCUCGUCCUGCAGUGAUCAAGCCGGGGGAUGAGCUGCUGAUAGAAUGUAACUACCAGACACUAGAUCGUGACGCCAUGACUUUUGGAGGUGCCAGCACCAUUAAUGAGAUGUGCCUCGUCUUCUUCUUCUACUAUCCCAGAAUUAACAUCUCCAGUUGCCUGGGAUACCCAGACAUUAUCUAUGUGACCAAUGAGUUGGGGGAGGAAGCAUCCGAGAAUCCCAUGGAGAACCUGAUGGUCCUGAAUAAUGUUGAAUGGACUCCAGAGAACAUUAAGAAAGCUGAGAAAGCUUGCAAGGAGUCCCAGCAGACAGUGUUGAUCAAGACCAUUGAUGAGGAAGUAGAAAAUACAACAGGCUGGAUUCCUGAUAUUAUCCCAACUCCUCGAGGGCCGUGCUUAGAGUCCUCUGGAGGUAAAGUGGAACCUCAGGACAAGACCCCUGCAGGCUUCAGGGCUGCUCCAAUGGUCCUCUCUGGCUCCAAUACUGCUACCCUAAGGCACCUGCCCCUGGUUGCUAUCUUGUUCCUGCAGGGUACACUCUCAUGGCUCCUUGCCAUGCUGCAGACUGCGGUAUGA
Onychomys torridus (southern grasshopper mouse) is the source of this 1860-nucleotide messenger RNA. RefSeq names its product DBH-like monooxygenase protein 2. The record is from RefSeq and is a predicted model, not a curated record. Gene Ontology annotation, molecular function: dopamine beta-monooxygenase activity; copper ion binding. The transcript is spliced from 13 exons. Lineage: Eukaryota; Metazoa; Chordata; Mammalia; Rodentia; Cricetidae. The coding region runs from base 1 to 1860 and encodes 619 amino acids. Gene Ontology annotation, biological process: dopamine catabolic process; norepinephrine biosynthetic process; octopamine biosynthetic process. Gene Ontology annotation, cellular component: secretory granule membrane.